AUGACUGAUUAUUUAAAAGCAGUAAUUGAAACAUAAUUAAUUGGUGCAUUUAGAGUAGCAGUGACAUUGCCAUUGGAACAUGUGUUAGAUAGAAUAAAAACAUAUAAAUAAUCUCGAUAAGAGAUUACUUAUUUAUAAGUAUGAGAUUAAAUUAUUAUUAGAGAGUUUUAAAGAGAUAAAGGGUGCACGUGGUUACAUAGGUUUAUAUGAUGGAUUUUAUCCUAAUUUUUUAAGAUCAAUGUUGAAAUAAUAUUAUAGAUGGCCUAUGAUGAUCUUCAUUCCUUCAUUUUUGAAAAAAAUUAUUAAUGAUUAAUCUUUGAAUAAGAUAUUAACAGGAAUCUCGAUAGCAAUAUUUGAAAGUUGUAUAAUAACACCAUUUGAGCGAUUGAAAAUAUUGAAAAUGACAAAUCUGACAGUAGGAUUUGGUUAUUUAAAAUACAUUACUUUUGAUCAAAUAUAUGUUGGUUUUGGAAUUCUAACAACAAGAUAGAUAGUAUCUUGGACAAAUUAUUUAUAUUGGGAUCAUAAGAUACGUUAUGCAUUGAAGAAAGAUGUUAGUGAAAGUUUAAGUUUUUGUGAUAUAUUGAUAGCUUCAUCUUUGACGAGUGUAUUGAAUAUAGCAGCAGGUAGAUAUUAUAAAUAUGUUUAAGUUCAUCCAUUUGACACUAUAAAAACAUUAGUUUAGAUGGAAGGAAAAUAAGGUGAGAUUUAUAAUAAGAAGAUUUCAGUAAUUGAGAUUUGUAAGUAGAUAUUUACUAAAUAUGGAAUAUCAGGAUUAUAUGCUGGUUGGUAAGCAAGAAUAAUUGGAUAUUUUUGUUAAGCAACUUUAACAACACCUACAAUAGAUUAUUUAGAGAGAAAUUAUGGGAUUGCAAAAUAAUGA
Molecule: messenger RNA, 883 nt
Organism: Paramecium sonneborni
Lineage: Eukaryota; Ciliophora; Oligohymenophorea; Peniculida; Parameciidae
Source: the annotation of a GenBank genome assembly